AUGACUCCCGAAACUCCCCUCGAUAAAGCCACCUACCUCGUAAACUCCCUCGAGAAAUACGGACAAGGCGACUACAUCGGCGAAUCCAUCAGUCAGCUUGAACACUGUCUACAAGCCGCGCACCAAGCCCAGAAAUCAGGCGCAUCCCCCGAACUAAUCCUCGCCGCCCUCCUCCACGACAUCGGCCAAAUCAUCCCCCUCUCAUCCACAAAGGAAGUCCGAAUGAACCUGAAAUCCAAUAACAGUAACAGCACCGAGAACGUCGGCCGAAUGGGCCACGAAACCAUCGGAGCGGAAUAUCUUCGUUCACUGGGUUUCAGUGAGAAGGUUUGUCGGUUAGUGGAGAGUCAUGUUCCUGCGAAGCGGUACCUUACCGCCACAAAUAAAGCAUACUACGAGACAUUGUCGUCCGCAUCGAAGAAAUCACUAGAGUUCCAGGGCGGGCCGUUUAAGGGCGCUGAGUUAGAGGCCUUCGAGACGGAUCCGUUACGUGAUGAGAUGGUCAAGUUGAGACUUUGGGAUGAUGCGGCGAAGGUGCAGGGGAUUGAGGAGAGUACGCCGAGGGCGGGGGAGUAUCGGGAUCUGAUUCGGGUGCAUUUGGAGGGGAGGUGUUAG
This is a messenger RNA of Aspergillus niger, 615 nucleotides long. RefSeq lists its product as uncharacterized. Lineage: Eukaryota; Fungi; Ascomycota; Eurotiomycetes; Eurotiales; Aspergillaceae. The transcript has 3 exons. The record is from RefSeq and is a predicted model, not a curated record. Bases 1 to 615 code for a protein of 204 amino acids.